Messenger RNA from Pterocles gutturalis (yellow-throated sandgrouse), 938 nucleotides. RefSeq names its product dopamine receptor D4 (gene DRD4). Gene Ontology annotation, cellular component: plasma membrane. Lineage: Eukaryota; Metazoa; Chordata; Aves; Pterocliformes; Pteroclidae. Gene Ontology annotation, biological process: adenylate cyclase-inhibiting dopamine receptor signaling pathway; adenylate cyclase-activating adrenergic receptor signaling pathway. The transcript is spliced from 3 exons. Gene Ontology annotation, molecular function: dopamine neurotransmitter receptor activity, coupled via Gi/Go; G protein-coupled receptor activity. The record is from RefSeq and is a predicted model, not a curated record. The annotation marks the transcript as partial.
UUCCAGGGAGGCGUGUGGUCCCUCAGCACGGUGCUGUGCGAUGCCCUGAUGACCAUGGACGUGAUGCUGUGCACAGCUUCCAUCUUCAACCUCUGUGCAAUCAGCGUGGAUCGGUUUAUCGCUGUUUCAAUCCCACUGAACUACAACCGGCGACAGAUCGACCUGCGACAGUUGAUCCUUAUAUCCACCACCUGGAUAUUCGCCUUCGCUGUAGCAUCCCCUGUCAUAUUUGGCCUCAACAAUGUCCCAAACCGGGACCCCAGCUUGUGUCAGCUGGAGGAUGACAACUACAUCGUCUACUCCUCCGUCUGCUCCUUCUUCAUCCCCUGCCCCGUCAUGCUGGUGCUGUACUGCGCCAUGUUCCAGGGACUCAAGCGUUGGGAAGAAGCCAGGAAGGCCAAGCUAAGGGGCGGCAUCUACGGGGCCAACAGGAAGCUGUACCACCCCUCAACCUUUAUCGAGAGAGAGCAGGCUGGACUGGAGCCAGAGGGGUGCAACCCCUACGCCCGCUCUGAGCACCCUGGGGACUGUGUGAUGAACAACGGGAUCCAGACUGUCUCCUACCCACACCUCAAGUACCCCCACCCAGGACACAGUCGGAAGCGGGCCAAGAUCAACGGCCGGGAGCGGAAGGCCAUGCGGGUGCUGCCUGUUGUCGUCGGUGCUUUCCUCUUCUGCUGGACACCUUUUUUUGUGGUGCACAUCACCAGGGCUCUCUGCAAGUCCUGCACCGUUCCCACCCAAGUCACCAGCACUGUCACUUGGCUGGGUUACGUCAACAGCGCUCUCAACCCCAUCAUUUACACCGUCUUCAACGCGGAGUUCAGGAACUUCUUCCGCAAAGUCCUGCACCUCUUCUGCUGAGCUACUGGAACUGCUGGGGAGAAGGAACGACCAGGCUACUUUUUGUAUAGUUCAUUAAAGAUCUUUUUCUGCCU